Molecule: messenger RNA, 1929 nt
Organism: Pseudogymnoascus verrucosus
Lineage: Eukaryota; Fungi; Ascomycota; Leotiomycetes; Thelebolales; Thelebolaceae
Exons: 4
Coding region: 223-1845 (540 amino acids)
Cellular component (GO): cytoplasm
Molecular function (GO): phosphatase activity
Source: RefSeq, a predicted model, not a curated record
AACAGCAGCAAUACGACAACGCCAUCACUGAAAGACUUACGACUACAGCGCUUUGGAUCGUGUUGGACCCUAUUUUAUAACUUCCGGCGAUGGAUAAUUAACGGACAAAUACGAAUGUCUCUAUGCUCCUGUCUAAUUGGUUAUAUGCCAAAAUGCGCAGCAGAGUACCUGGAGCUUGUCUGACCCUGGGCGAUAUUGAAUUGUUUUGAUAUAAGAUCUACCAUGAAUCCAUCUCUUUUUACGAUGCUCACAGUGUUCAACUCCACUACUCACCUUUAUACAGUCGUUAUUUGCUGCUUCAACAUGGUGUCUCGUUCUCUGUUUACUGCCGGCGCUGCUGCCCUUUCUGUCUUUGCAACCGUUGAUGCUACUUCAUCGUACCUCAAGUACAGUACCGUACCUGGUUACUUCCUCCAGGAUAUUGAUUCCACGGCGACUGAUGGAUUUGAUUAUACCGCGACAAACUUUGGCUUGAUUGACCAAUCCUAUGACUCGGACGCGUCCUUUGAUCCUGAGGGCACCAAGACCCAGUGGGAGCGUUUUGAGAACGAAGUUACCGCGUUGAAUAUCGCCAGUAGCGCCGAUGAGAGAUAUGCUGUUCUCUACCUCGGUCGCCAUGGUGAGGGUUACCACAACGUUGCCGAGUCCAGCUAUGGAACGCCGGCCUGGAACUGCUACUGGUCGGAGCUUGAUGGCAACGGAACCUUCGUCUGGGCAGACGCCAAGGUCACGCCGAAUGGCAUUGCUCAGGCCGAAAGGGCCCAUGCCUUCUGGACCUCGCAGAUUGCUUCCCAGAAGCAGUCUCUUCCAGAGAGCUUCUACACCAGCCCCAUGAGCCGCUGCCUCGAGACUGCCAAGCUCACUUUCGAGGGUCUCGUGGCCCCGUUCACGCCUCUCAUCAAGGAGUACCUCCGCGAGGGCAUCUCGAUGCACACCUGCGAUCGCCGCAGCACCAGGAGCUACAUUGCCUCCAACUACCCAGGAUGGCCAUUCGACGCCGGCUUCACCGAGAAGGAUGAGCUAUGGACCAAGACCACUGCUGAGACCCCCUCUGCCCAGGAUGAGCGUUCCAAGGCCGCCCUGGACUCGAUCUUCUCGACUGACCCAAGCAGCUUCCUCAGUAUCACCAGCCACUCUGGUGAGAUUGGAAGUCUUCUCCGUGUCGUUGGUCACCGCAAGUUCAGCUUAAGCACUGGCUCUGUCAUCCCAGUUCUUGUCAAGGUUGAGAAGGUCCAGGGCGAUGCGCCAUUCACUUCCGUUGCACCAUGGGAGGCACAGGCUACUUGCAAUGCUCCCCCGAUCACCAGCCUUGCUGAUGUAGGAUGUGUUUGCUCGUCCACAACAUCUGCUUCCGCAUCUGCUACCACUUCUGCUUCCGCUUCCGCCUCUGCCUCUGCCUCAGCAACUGGUUCCGCAACUGAUUCCGCAACUGAUUCCGCGUCUGCCUCCGCAUCUGCCUCCGCUACUGGUUCCGCUUCCGCCUCCGCUUCUACUACCACUGGUGCUGCGAACUCGACCUUAUCUUACACAACCUCCACUGUCUACGCGACUUCCGUCCACACUAUUACCAAGUGCCCAGCCACUGUUACGAACUGCCCCAUUGGCUCUGUCACCACCGUCACCUAUGUGGACUACACCACUGUCUGCCCUGUCGGAACGGUGCCAACCGUCACCCCCGAGGCUCCAUACCCAUCGGCGAACGGCACUACCGUCAUCCCACAGAAGCCUUCCUCGUCCAUCUUGCCCACCGAGAGGCCAUCCACUAUCCCUAGCAGCGCGACAAGCCUGCUUACUUCCAGCAUCGCUAUGACUGCUGGAUUUGCAUUGUUUGCUUUCUGGAUGUAAACUGAUUUAUACCUGGAGAUUGUUUAAUGUAAUAAAUCGUGUGUUAUUUGUACAUACAUACUAUAUUCUUCCUAUCAAUUGCGC